UUUAGAUUGUUUGGGCGCGAAUAACUCUGUGCCGGGCUCCCAGAAGGGUUCAGGAGGAAUCAGCGAUUGUUUUAAGCACUGUUAUAACUUCUGUUUAGAUUAAAAUGCCUGGUAAAGCAAGUGCUUCCAAGAAAAAGUCUGAACAGUUACAAAGAAAUCCAAAAAGAAAAAUUGAUGAUGAUGAAAUGAAGUUGUCCGAAAAGAUGAGAAACACAGUGAAAAGAAAUAAAAAUCAUCCAAAGCGGCUGUCUUCUGAAGGACAAACAAAGCAUACUAAUCUAAAACUGGUGAAGAUAGCACCCAACAAGAGGAAAACCUGGCAACCUCUUUCAAAGAGUAGCAGAGAGCAUUUGCAAGCUAUGAUGGAAUCAGCAAUAAUACCAAUUUUAAUUAAGAGUAUUAGAGAACAAGAACAAAUUCAAUAUCAUCUUAACUUCUUGAAGAAAAGAUUGCUACAACUGUGUGAAACCCUAAAAGUCCCUCCCAAAAAGCUGAAAGAUUUAGCUAAUGUGUCAAGUUUACUGAAAAUGGAAAGUGCACAGAACAGAGCUAAUGAAGAAGGUCUGGCAUCGUUGCAGGAAGAAAUACAUAAAAUAGUAGAAACCGUAGAGGUAAUGACUGGGAAUAUUCAGGGCCUAAAGAACAAAAUUCAAAUUCUGGCAAGUGAGGUGGAAGAAGAGGAGGAGAAAGUAAAACAGAUGCUUCAAAUGGAUUGUAGUGGGGUACUUUCUCUUCCAGAACUUUCUCAGAACAGUCUCAGAGCACCUACACUUCAGAAAGAAAUUUUGACACUAAUUCCAAACCAGAAUGCUCUUCUAAAGGACUUGGAUGUUCUUCAUAAUUCAUCCCAGAUGAAAGACAUGUUAACAUUCAUUGAAGAAGCCUAUAAGAAACUGGAUGCCUCUUAAAAGUUAUUUUUUGUUUUUGGGGUUUUU
This is a messenger RNA of Cynocephalus volans (Philippine flying lemur), 935 nucleotides long. RefSeq names its product centromere protein Q-like. The record is from RefSeq and is a predicted model, not a curated record. Lineage: Eukaryota; Metazoa; Chordata; Mammalia; Dermoptera; Cynocephalidae. Gene Ontology annotation, cellular component: nucleus.